This is a messenger RNA of Anarrhichthys ocellatus (wolf-eel), 1736 nucleotides long. RefSeq names its product transmembrane protein 53-like. The transcript is spliced from 3 exons. The record is from RefSeq and is a predicted model, not a curated record. The coding region runs from base 215 to 1267 and encodes 350 amino acids. Gene Ontology annotation, molecular function: serine hydrolase activity. NCBI's taxonomy places the organism in Eukaryota, Metazoa, Chordata, Actinopteri, Perciformes, Anarhichadidae.
AACUAGGAGGAAAACGCCGCUCGAUGGAGGAUCAGAUUGAGACGCACCAGCACCACCUCUGCGGAUGAUUUGACCGACCUUCCCAAGUCCUUUUUUUUUUUCUUUUUUUUCUGUCAGGCAACCAGGAGGACCAGGGCUGGCCCCGCACAAUCCGGCUCCGUAGAAUGGGGAAUCUGGCGCUCUUCACCGGGUAACAUAAUAAUAUGUUGCUGUGAUGUUGCUGCUUGUUCUCUGCAGGAGUGACGCAACCAUGUCUGAACAAGUCAACCAAGCAAGGUUCAUAACCAAUAGGAUCAGCGAGGGGAUAACUUAUUAUUACACUCCCUUCUUGGUGGCAGAGGAACAGACAGUAUUUGCUGCCGAAGACUCUCAGACUUCCACUGCACUUUGCCCCAACUCCUCCCCGUCUCCCUCCGCUCUGCCCGUCAGCGACUCCUCCUCUGCAGAUCCUUCCUCCUCUCCGUUGCUCUCAGAUUCACCUUCACGCACACCCGCAUCCUCUCAAAACCAAUCAGACUCCUCAUCCACUUCGCGUCCUCUUCUUCUCUUCUUCUCCUGGCUCGGUGCCCGGCCAGCGGCGGUGGGCAAAUACAGGGACCUCUACCUGGACCGUGGCAUGGAUGUCCUCCUGGUCCAGAGCAAAGUAAUGCACUUCCUGUGGCCUCGAUGGGGGCUCGACUACGGGAUGGAGGUGUUGAAGGUCCUGGAGCAGCCUCAGUUCUCAGAGAGGGCGGUGCUGGUCCACGCCUCCUCCAUCGGGGGCUUCACUUUCACGCAGACACUCAUCAACGUUGCUCAAGGACGGAAACAACAUGCAGGCCUGGACCAGAGGGUGAUCGGGCACAUCUAUGACAGCUUGGUGGUCGGCACUCUGGAGCACAUGGCGAUAGGCCUUGGAAAGACUCUGGUUCCACGGCUAGAGAGCUUUGUCAAAAACGCCGCAAUGCUUUACUUCUGGCUCUUCAAAAAACACACGGCAGACAUCUACGACAACAGCAUCCAGGCUUUCUACGACAGCCCAAUUACCGCACCGGCCCUCUUCUUCUUCAGCGAAAACGACGCCAUGUGCGACACGGCUGACAUGGAGAAGUUGAUUGACCACUGGAGGAUGAGGGGCGUGACUGUGGAGAGCAGGAAGUGGAAGGUGUCGAAGCAUGCCGCCCACAUGCGAUGCCACCCAGAAGACUACCUCUCUACGCUGGAGAAAUACUUAAAAUCCCUUGCCAUCUCCUCCUCCAGGGCAAAUGUUAGGGGCCUAAAUGCGUAGUUUGACAGAUUUUGACGCUUCAUGAUUCCAAACAUAAUUCACUGGGAUCUUAUCUUGCAGCUGCAGCAUAAUUAAUGGUGUAAUUUACCAAAGACAUUUUGUCUCUCCUUCUAAGCAUCCUAAUUUGUUUGACUUUGUUGUUUUGAUUUCAGCUAAAGUUACAUUUAAAGUGAUAUGCACUGUUUAUUAAUUGAUUAAUGUGAAUUCUUGUGAUGCUUUCAUUGCACAGGAAGUGUUAUUUAUUGAAUUAUUGUUGCACCUUAGUACCAGAUCUGGUAGUUGUACUUACCAUGUGUGGUUGUUGCACUUGGAUACCAGACCUGGUUUUGCACAAUAUGUGGAAUACAACUUGUAGAGCUCUAAUGAGUGUCCUGGGACAGAGGAUGUCGCAUGUGUACGGAUUGUAAAUCCCUUUGAGGCAAAUUUGUGUUUUUUGAUUCUGGGCUAUACUAAAUAAAUGUAAUUAAAU